This is a messenger RNA of Vicia faba (fava bean), 777 nucleotides long. The record is from the annotation of a GenBank genome assembly. Lineage: Eukaryota; Viridiplantae; Streptophyta; Magnoliopsida; Fabales; Fabaceae.
AUGGCGCAAUGGUGGCGCUCCGCCGCCGGUCAUCUCCGAUCAGCGGAAGCAAAACGCACACCCUCCUUAUCGUCAUUCCGUUGUAGUCACUACCACACAAUCCAAGCAAUCCCGAGAGAAAGCACUGGCAGUAAAGUCGCAGCGAGAGACAGAAUGCAAGGUCGAAUACCGGCCGUCGUUUUCUUCCAGAACCUUCUUGACAAAACCCCCGACUCACGAUCUACGUCAAGGAAACAUCUACUAACCGUCGAGAAGAAGCAGAUUAAGGCAGUGCUCAAUUCCAUUGAAGACCCGUUCUUCUGUUCCACCCGGUUUCCGCUCCAGAUUCGUGCCGGAUCCGGAUCCACUCAUUUACUCGAAAGCGGAACUGUAUUACCGAUCAAGAUUCAUAAGGAUAAAGAGAGUGGGAAUAUUUUGAACUUGGUGUUUGUUUGGGCUGAAGAUGGCACGAAUUUGAAGGUUGAUGUUCCUGUUGUUUUCAAAGGUGAAGAUGCUUGCCCCGGUCUUCAGAAAGGUGGUAUUUUGAAUAAGAUCAGACCUAGUCUUACAUAUCUUUGUCCUUCUGAGCACAUUCCUUCAAAAAUUGAGGUGGAUAUCAGCAAUUUAGAUAUUGAAGAUAGAAUAUUCAUGCGAGAUAUUGAAGUUCAUCCAUCUUUGAAGCUUCUGAGUAAGAAUGAAAACAUGCCCAUAUGUAAAAUAGUUUCAACAAGUGUGGGAAACCAAGAACCAUUUGUUGAAAGUGCAUCUGAUGAAAGAAAUGCAGAGACUUCCAAAUAA